AUGAAUCUAGGAAAAAACCCACGAAAUGAAAAUGUUAGGACAGUGAAUGCAUUAAGGAGUGGUAAGAUCUUACCUGAUCCUUAUCCCCAAACACUAGAAGAAAAAGAAAACGUGGACAAACCAAAACAAAAUCAAAUAGGAGUAGAAGAGGAUUUUAUAGAUUCUACCCAGGAAAUUUCGGAAGAGAGGACAACCAUUCCAUUUCCUAAAGCUCUAGAGCCUAGACAAAGAAAGAAAAAGGAACACAAUGAAGAAAUAAAGAAAAUUUUACAAGAUGUGCAAAUUAGUCUUCCUUUACUCACUGCCAUUGAACAUAUUCCUGAAUAUGCUAGAGUUUUGAAAGAAAUGUGUACACCAAAAAGGGCACCUAGAGUAGAAAAAUUAUCUAUGCAUGCUAAUGCAUUAUUAUUAAAUCAAUUACCAUAUAAAUUGAGAGAUACAGGUGCCCCUUUAAUUUCGUGUGAUAUUGGUGGAUUCAUUUUUCAGAAUGCCUUACUUGACACCGGUGCUAGUAUUAAUUUAUUACCUACAAGUAUUUGUGAUAAAUUUAAUAUUUCUAAUCUUAAACCUUCUACUGUUACCUUACAAUUUGCUGAUAGAUCCAUAAAACAUCCUAAAAGUAUUUUAGAAAAUGUGAUAGUGACAGUUAAAGGAUGUAAAUUUCCAGCUGAUUUUGUAGUGCUAGAAAUGGAUUUUAAUGGACAGUUUUAUGAUAUGCCAAUCAUCCUAGGGAGACCAUUUUUGCAUACAGCAAAGAUGAAUAUUGAUUUUCCCACAGGUAUUGCGAAAAUUUCAUGUGGAGAUCAAUCAGUAGAAAUUAAAAUUUUUGAGGUACCAAAUGAUCUUAAGAAAUCACAAGUAUAUGAUUGUCAUACCAUAGAUCUUCUAGAUGAUUUUGAUGAUCCAGAUGUUAUUGAUGACUGUGUGCUGGAAGAAUUAGAGGAAAUAGAGAAUAUAAAUUUGGGAGAAAAGAAAGAGGAAGAUCAUCUGAAUUUAGAGUUGAAACCUCUUCCCUCUAGUUUAAAAUAUAUGUUUUUGGAGGAAAAUAAUUCAUUUCUUGUUAUUAUUGCAGCUGAUUUGAGUGAUGAACAGGAAGAAGAAUUAUUAGAUGUACUUCGAAAAAAUAAGAAGGCUAUGGGCUGGAAAAUGAACGAUCUAAGGGGCAUUGAUAUGAGUGUAUGCAUGCAUAGUAUAUAUCUAGAGGAGGGGGCCAGAACUAGCAGGGAACCACAACGAAGAUUAAAUCCUAACAUGAUGGAAAUUGUAAAAAAAGAAAUUUUAAAGUGGCUGGCUGCUGAUAUUAUUUAUCCUAUUUUAGAUAGCAAAUGGGUUAGUCCUACACAAGUAGUGCCAAAAAAAUCAGGGAUCAUGGUUAUAAAAAACGAAAAUGGGGAUGAAAUACAAACAAGAUUAACUACCGGUUGGAGGGUUUGCAUUGAUUAUAGAAAAUUAAAUUCAGUUACUAGAAAAGAUCAUUUUCCCCUACCAUUUACUGAUCAAAUUCUAGAAAAAUUAGCUGGAAAAAACUUUUUUUGUUUUCUAGAUGGAUACUCUGGUUAUAAUCAAAUUUAUAUAAACCCUUUAGAUCAAGAAAAAAUAACUUUCACUUGUCCAUUUGGUACUUUUGCUUUUAAACGCAUGCCUUUUGGUCUGUGUAAUGCUCCAGCCACAUUUCAAAGAUGUAUGCUGUCUAUUUUUUCUGAUAUGAUUGGAAAAUGCAUGGAAAUUUUUAUGGACGAUUUUUCUAUUUUUGGUGAAUCAUUUGAUGAAUGCUUAAAUCAUUUACAGCAUGUACUUGAGAAAUGCAUAGAGAAAAAAUUAGUUUUGAGUUGGGAGAAAUCACAUUUUAUGGUUAAAGAAGGAGUUGUGUUGGGUCAUAUUGUGAGUAAAAGGGGUUUAGAGGUGGAUAGAGCAAAAAUUGAUAUUAUAUCUAAAAUGAAACCUCCAAAUUCAGUAAAACAGAUUAGAUCUUUCUUGGGUCAUGCAGGUUAUUACAGAAAAUUUAUUCAAGAUUUUUUGA
This is a messenger RNA of Spirodela intermedia, 2020 nucleotides long. Lineage: Eukaryota; Viridiplantae; Streptophyta; Magnoliopsida; Alismatales; Araceae. The record is from the annotation of a GenBank genome assembly.